AUGCAUUUCACCCAACUUCUCACCACCCUCAUGCUCGCAGCAGCAUCCACCGCAACCGCCGCACCCGACAAACGUGCCGCGAACAGAUGCGCAGUCGGUCAAACCUAUUGCGGAAGGUUCCUAAAGAACCAAGGCAGUGGUCCCAACCAAAAUCUCGGUUGGAACAACGACCAAAUCAUCUCCGCGCUCGACAGAACUCCACCCAAGGGCAUCAAUCUUCGAAGUGGAGCGGGGAUUGUGAAUAAUUCGGUGUUUUUGUGCAAGAGUCCCAAUGGUGGAGGAGGAGGAUGGUCGGGGAAUAAUGAUAAUAAGAAUAAUCGAUUGGAUUGGAUCGCGGUUUGUAGAACGAUCCAAGAUCAAAGUGCUCGCCGGGCGAUGGCCGCCCCCCUCCCCGUCGAGGCCCAGCCUCUCUAA
Messenger RNA from Pseudocercospora fijiensis CIRAD86, 414 nucleotides. RefSeq lists its product as uncharacterized. Bases 1 to 414 code for a protein of 137 amino acids. The record is from RefSeq and is a predicted model, not a curated record. NCBI's taxonomy places the organism in Eukaryota, Fungi, Ascomycota, Dothideomycetes, Mycosphaerellales, Mycosphaerellaceae. The transcript has 4 exons.